This is a messenger RNA of Dimorphilus gyrociliatus, 1197 nucleotides long. Lineage: Eukaryota; Metazoa; Annelida; Polychaeta; Dinophilidae. The record is from the annotation of a GenBank genome assembly.
GAUUUUUACUAGAUGGAAGCUACAUUCCGGUGGAAAAAAAACCACUCAAAAUCUAUCGUGAAAUAACUAUAUUUUAAAGGAACGAAAAGUACUCAGGUGUAAAAAAUUGCGCCAAGACUAUAUAGAAGAUAGAAUAUACUGGUUACAUUUACAUCUGGAGUCGUAAUUACAUGUGGAGCUAUCUUAUAUUUAUUUAAAGAAUAUAUUAUUUAUAUAUUGAAUGUAUGUGAAGGAAGAGGGUAUAGUAUACACUUUUAUAUUUAUUUAAGGUUAGAAGUACAUAUGUAUUUAUCGCAAUUAGAUUUUCAUUCCGUGUCGUAAGUAGACAAUAUGUCAGACGAAGAGGAAAUUAGGAAGACUGCCCGAAGUGCGAUUCUAUCAUCUUGGCUAAUGUCCUUUCAAAAGGCUAUGGACUGUGAUACAUGGGGUGAACCGUUAGUAGCUGAAGAUAUCUAUAAAAGAAUUUCUCAACAAAUUGAACAAGAAUCUUACCCUACAACUGAAUUAUUUACAGGACAUGAAAAGAGCACGGAAGCGACGUCUAAAGCUAUAACACUACAAGAUAUGAAACUGAUUUCCGAAAAUUUUAAGCUAAUGAAAAAUGAUCAUCAAAUUCGGUCCAAUUUCCCAACAGAUGUCGUUAGCGUUUCCACGGUAACGAUAUGUUUGCCAAAUUUACAAGAAAACGAUCCAGAUUCUGAAGGAACCAACAACAGUAGCCUGUUAGGCAGUUGUAGAGGAAAUUUACUUCCAGCCCCUCCAUCCUUUCCAGGAAAGACGACUUUGGGUAUAGUUAUUGAAAAAAUUGCGCUAAAGUCAUCUUAUAAAUAUAUAGAUCCUUUUAUAUCUGUAUCAGUAAAAGAUCAGAAUGGAGUAAAUGUAUCCAUCACGCAAAGGACACCGUCUUCCCAUAGAGUAGAAAAUGAUUGUAUAAUAUUCAAUCAAACAGUCUAUCUUCAAAAACCAAUCGAAUUUUUACCGCUUGGAUUUGCUGUUUUCUUCGAAUUUUGCCACUAUAAGCCAAAAAAAAAGUCAACCAGUACAAAAUGUUGGACUUAUAUAGAAAGGGACGAUAUGAAUGAUAAACGCGUCUCUUUAGAGCUCUAUAAAAAACCUGUUGAUAAUCGACGUAAAAAACUAAAAUUGUAUUCCGAUCGAAAAGUUUAUUUCAACGUUAAUCUGUCAUUAAUUGUUUAG